Molecule: messenger RNA, 4197 nt
Organism: Seriola dumerili (greater amberjack)
Lineage: Eukaryota; Metazoa; Chordata; Actinopteri; Carangiformes; Carangidae
Gene: pde11a
Product: phosphodiesterase 11A
Exons: 20
Coding region: 16-2772 (918 amino acids)
Biological process (GO): signal transduction
Molecular function (GO): protein binding; 3',5'-cyclic-nucleotide phosphodiesterase activity
Source: RefSeq, a predicted model, not a curated record
AUCAGAAGAACAGAUAUGGCAGUGCCAAAUAUGGUGUUCUCUGACGUGGAAAGUUUUCUGGACUCGCAUCCCGAGUUAUUCGAGGACUACCUGAGCAGAAAGGGGAAUUAUAGCAUGGUGGAGAAAUGGCUCAAGAAUCAUCAGGCGAGCAAAAGUCCGGCGGCUGCUGCUCCCGCCGAGCCGAGGGAAGAGAAGAGCAACGCUUGCAAGGACAGCUGGGCGAGCAAAUGUGACGGUCUGCAACGGAGAGCCUCGCAGAAGGAGCUGCGCAAAACUUUCGCCAGAUCAAAGGCCAUCAAUGUCAACAGGACAUACGACGAGCAUGUUAACUCAAGGGCCCAGGAGCCGCUGACGAGCAUGAGGAGGAGAGCUCUGCUGAGGAAAGCGAGCUCUCUGCCCCCGACCACUGCGCACAUACUGAGCGCACUGCUGGAGUCCAGAGUCAACAUCCCCCAGUACCCGUCCACAGCCGUGGAUUUUAAAUAUUACCUCAAAGAACACAACGAAAGAGAGUUUUUCCUGGAGCUUGUAAAAGACAUAUCUAACGACUUGGAUCUAACGAGUCUCAGCUACAAAAUCCUGGUGUUUGUUUGCAUUAUGGUGGAUGCAGACCGGUGCUCCUUGUUUUUAGUGGAGGGAACCGGAAACAAGAAAACACUAGUGUCCAAAUUCUUUGACGUGCAUGCAGGAACCACAGUUUUACCCUCAAUGAAUUCAGAUGAAGUUCAAGUUCCGUGGGGGAAAGGGAUCAUCGGGUACGUGGCUGAACAUGGAGAGACAGUGAACAUUCCGGACGCCUACCAGGAUCGUCGGUUCAGUGAUGAAAUUGACAAGCUAACAGGGUACAAGACAAAGUCUCUCUUGUGCAUGCCCAUUCGCAACAGUGACGGAGAGAUCAUUGGAGUUGCUCAGGCCAUCAACAAGACUUCGAGUGGAGAACUCUUCACUGAAGACGAUGAAAAGGUGCUGCAGAUGUACCUGCCAUUCUGUGGUAUUGCGAUCUCCAAUGCCCAGCUCUUUGCUGCCUCAAGGAAGGAGUAUGACAGGAGUCGGGCACUCUUGGAGGUAGUCAAUGACCUAUUUGAAGAACAGACUGACCUGGAGAAGAUUGUCAGGAAGAUCAUGCACCGUGCCCAGACGUUGCUGAAGUGCGAGCGCUGCUCUGUACAAUUGCUGGAGGACAUUGAGUCACCGGUGGUGAAGUUCACCAAGUCGUUUGAGCUUCUGUCCCCUAAGUGUAGUGCAGACACUGAAAACAGUUUCAAAGACAGUAUGGAGAAAUCAUCUUACUCAGACUGGCUCAUCAACAACAGUAUCGCAGAGCUGGUGGCAUCCACAGGACUGCCCGUGAACAUUAGCGACGCCUAUCAGGAUCCUCGCUUUGAUGCUGAGGCAGACCAGUUCUCGGACUUCCACAUCCGCUCUGUGCUUUGUGUUCCUAUAUGGAACAGCAACCACCAAAUCAUUGGUGUCGCUCAAGUGCUCAACAGGCUCGACGGGAAACCAUUUGAUGACGCAGACCAGCGUCUCUUUGAGGCGUUUGUGAUCUUCUGUGGACUGGGCAUCAACAACACCAUCAUGUACGACCAGGUGAAGAAGUCUUGGGCUAAGCAAUCUGUUGCUUUGGAUGUUCUGUCUUACCAUGCCACUUGCUCCAAGACUGAAGUUGACAAAUUCAAGGCUGCUAACAUUCCCUUGGUUUGUGAGCUGGGCAUCGAUAAGCUGUCCUUUGAUGAUUUCUCUCUGGAUGUUGACGCCAUGAUAACGGCUGCUUUGAGAAUGUUUAUGGAGUUGGGAAUGGUGCAGAAAUUCAAGAUCGACUAUGAGACACUGUGCAGAUGGCUGCUGACUGUCAGAAAAAACUACAGAAUGGUCCUCUACCACAACUGGAGACAUGCGUUCAACGUCUGCCAGUGCAUGUUUGCCAUGCUAACGACGGCGGGCUUCCAGGAGACUCUGACAGAGGUGGAGAUCUUAGCACUUAUUGUAGGUUGUGUGUGCCAUGACUUGGACCACAGGGGCACCAACAAUGCUUUUCAGGCCAAGACGGGCUCAGCCCUCGCUCUGCUUUAUGGGACCUCUGCUACGCUGGAGCACCACCACUUCAACCAUGCUGUUAUGAUCCUGCAGAGCGAGGGUCACAAUAUCUUCUCCAACCUCUCGUCCACAGAGUACAGCGACCUCAUGCAGCUGUUGAAACAGUCCAUUCUGGCCACAGACCUCACACUUUACUUUGAGAACAGAAACACCUUCUUUGAGCUGGUCAGCAAAGGAGAGUACAACUGGAACGUGAAGGCUCAUAGAGACAUGUGCAGAUCCAUGAUGAUGACAGCAUGUGAUCUUGGUGCCGUCACUAAACCUUGGGAAAUAUCACGCAAGGUGGCAGAGUUGGUGACCAGCGAGUUCUUCGAGCAGGGCGACAGAGAGAGAUCAGAGCUGAAGCUCACGCCCUCUGCCAUCUUUGAUCGAAACAGGAAGGAUGAGUUGCCAGGGCUUCAGCUGGAGUGGAUUGAUGGAAUUUGUGCGCCGCUGUACGAGACUCUGGUCAAGUUAAAUCCCAAACUCCAGCCGAUGCUUGACAUGAUCAAAGCUAACAGGGCCAAAUGGGAGGAACUGAACAAGAAGAGACAGCGUGGGCAGAGUGUCUCUGCGCCCGCGAGCCCAUGCAGUGGCGACAGCACAGAAACCAGUAGCUGCACUGUGGCCAAAACCGGCAGCACACCCUGCUGCAGCAGCGAUGCUGAUGGCACAACAUCUAAACCUGUUAGUUAGCUUCUGUUGCCACCUCCGAGCUGAUCUCUUAGGCUUAUACCCUCUUAAAUGCAGCCUGCAACAGAGGCAGUGCAGUGCAUGCAGAGGUUCUUGGGCUCUGCUCCUCUUCGCUUUUUGCUACUAGAGAUGAGCUUUAGACUUGAGUGCGGCGCUAUCAUAGAGGUUUUUCUGCUCCCCUCAGUCUUCCCAUGCUGAAGGCUGACAGAGCUGUGUUUGGCAAGCUUGUCGGAGCAGCUACAAAUCAGCUGAUGACACCAUGUCAGAAAGGAAACUCAAACCACUGUGUCAACAUGUCAACCAGUGAGCUAACACUAACUAUUUCGGGCAUUGCACAGAUUUUCGGCACAACAAGGCAUGAAGAAUAUUGGAGAGGAAUGUUUGCCUCUACUGUGGUUGGUUUUGCUCUCGGUACCUCCUCGUUGCUCGCAUUUUGUCUUGGGUAACAGAUAUUUUUUGUAAAUUUGUACAUAGGCUAUUGAGUUAUUUACAAGUGCUGUUUAAAAAAAACUGUAAGCUCUGGAUUGUAAUGUGGCUGUAGAGUUUCUGAAGGAGAAAGGGGUGCAGGAACAGCAGGACCUGUGACAGUGCUUGCAAUGCAAAUUGAGUGCUCCGCUCCCUCCCUUCCUGUGCCUUGUUUUAAGAUCCUAAUGAAAAAUGCAUGGCCUCCUCACCAAGAUUCUUAGAUAGUAUGGAAAUCCAUGUUGAACCAUGACGUAUUUUUGCCAUAAUUUGUAAAACCAAUGACUGCAGUUUUGUCUCAACCCCAUGUUAGCCACAAAACACUCACAUUAUAUACAUAUGGAAAUCUAUUUUGCCCAAUUUUAUAAACGCAGGGUCUCACGUGUCACACACACAAACACACACACAAUGUGCCUUGAUGAAGUUGUUCUGGUAUCACAUUAAUUUCUGCAGAAAAAACGAUUAUCUACUGAUUUCACACUGACAGCUGAAACAUAAAGCAAAGUGAUAUAACUCCUCACUAAACUACAUCUAAAGGAACAGAUCAUAAGUUUUGGAAAUAUGCUUACUUGCUUUCUGUUGAAGAGUCAGAUCAGAUCAAUCCCACUCUAAUGUCUCUCUGUUACAUGUUACAGCCAGGAGCCGGUUAGCUUAGCUUAGCAUAAAGACUGGAAACGGGGAAACAGAAAUGAAAUCUGCCUACUAGCAACUCUAAAACUCAUUAUUUAACACUUUAUCUCGUUUUGUUUUCAUCCAUACAAAACCAAAGUGAACAAAAGACUACUCACUGUUUUACAAAGGGUUAUGUGUUGGACAAUUUCUUGUCCAUGGCCAGUAAUUUCUUGCAGUCUCCACUGGUUGCCUUUAUCCAGGAAACAGUCUGGCAUAAGACAUAAGACAAGGUUUAAGACGCAAACCUUCAUAAAACACUGAAUAGUCAUUUUUACACAUCAGUUUUUGAACAUU